AGUGUUCUUAGAAAUUAAUAAAAAGCAAUCGAACAUAGUCUGUCAGUCUCCUUUGCGGCCAAGCAGCAGACCUUGCCUGACAUUCAAGCCUUCUGCCCAUUCGUAUAGGAAAAUUCCGAUUUGAAUCAUCAUGCCUGCCAACUUCAGUGGCAAGUGGGUCUCUGGCGCAUCCGAGGGCUGGGACAAGUUCUUGGGCAAGUUCGGCGUGCCAGUGGAAAAGUUCCCGGCCGACAUAGUGGUGACAGAAGAAAUUGCCCAGAGCGGGGACGCCAUCAACAUCAAGACCAGUAACAACAAGGACGACAAGGUCAAACAAGUCACCAUCAACGUGGGCCAAAACUUCAAGGACACAAUCGGGGGCGGCAAGGAGCUUGAGUUUACCACGGCCUGGCAGGGCGACAAGCUGGUGAUGACAGGAAUCGACGGCAAGGGCUCGGUGACCCGUGAAUUGAGCGGGGGUAACAUGCUUGUUACCUUUACCCACGAGGGAGUGGUCGCCAAAUCUACCUACAAUAAGGCGUAGGCAUUCAACUGCAGAUCCAAGUCCGGGCAAAAGAGGGCGAGUACACUCAUUUCUAGAAUAUCCGACCUCGUAAAAACAGUUGGACGAGGAGAUCCAGAGCAUUUUAGUGCAUCUCGUACAUGGCAGCCAACUGCAAACAGCGAGUUGAUACUUCUCAUUAAGCAAAUAUUGAACCAAAACAGACCAGAGCAGAAAUCUUUCGCCCGGCAAGCAAAGAUCUGGCGUUAGUCAAUUUAAAUCUUUAAUAUCAUAACUCGCUUGCUAUUUGUGCUUCUUUAAUUGAUCUGUUUUGAGUCCUUCUGAAGUUUUGAAAUUUUUUUCACUUUGCACUGUAAAAGGUUGUUUAGUUGAAUUAUAACAAUCCAUUAUCGUAAUUUAAUGAAGUUACACUGGACACCAUUACCUGUAAACGUAAUGUGAUAAUGUGCUAAUUACAAAACCUUUUGUCGCCGUAUGGAUAAACUGGUUGAUUUCUUGAACUCUACAAAAUGCAAAGACGGUGAUUUUGAAACUUACAGAGUUAGAAAUAGACCUUCAUAAUAUAAGGAUCUUUCAAGGUCUUUUUCAGCACGGUUUUGGGUCAUUUUGGUCAUGCAAACCGAAGUCGUAUUGCUAGGCUGAAACGUUUAGAACAAGAUCAGGUGGCUGUCUUCCAAGCGCGUUCAAUGAAAAUGUUUACAGUGGCUUCAUACGAGGGACGACCACUCUUCAAAAUAUUUGGCAGCCACGAUUAUGACAGUUUAUUAAGAACAUGCUGUCAUUUUGAACUGACCGUUGUCACCUUUUAGUAAGAGAGUCCUAAAGCAGAGUAAUACAAGUGCUGUAACAAGUCACGAUCUUUUACCUCAGAAAAAGAAAUGGAAACUAAACUUCCCUCAUAGUUGCUUCAUUUGCAUCAUCGGAAAUGGUGCAAAAUAAUACAUUACUAAAAUCCUAUGUAAUUAUGUCAGUUUGCUAACACCCUUGACGUGAGUUUGAAAAGAGCUAGAGAAGCCAGUGCAUCCGCCCCUGCCCUCCACUGUUUCUCCGUCACUGCAUGACUUUAGUAAUUUCCAAGCAAAUUUGUCCUGAAGCUUCGUAAAUUUAAAGUUAGCUGAAGUUUAUUCACUCUCUGUAAAACACUCUGAAAUUUGCUGGGUUUAAUAAAGCGUGCAAUAAGUGCUGCAAAAUA
Molecule: messenger RNA, 1694 nt
Organism: Acanthaster planci (crown-of-thorns starfish)
Lineage: Eukaryota; Metazoa; Echinodermata; Asteroidea; Valvatida; Acanthasteridae
Product: fatty acid-binding protein, intestinal-like
Molecular function (GO): lipid binding
Source: RefSeq, a predicted model, not a curated record